UGAACUAUCGAGCGCUUGUCAAGAAGAUGGCGGCUUCCUGGGCGGCAUGAAAAGAUGUAGAGUUAGCAAUAUCUACAGUGAAAGGCGCACCCAGGGUCGAAUUCGUUCUCUGAGUCCUCCCUCGUGAUUUUUAAAUUAAGUUAACGAAUCGGAACGAAGAAGUGGACAUGGCUUCUUCAGGGACCUCGGUUUUGCAGCCGCGCUGGAAGAGGGUUUUGGGCUGGUCUGGCCCGGUUCCUCGCCCGAGACACGGACACCGAGCCGUGGCCAUUAAAGAGCUGAUGGUAGUGUUCGGAGGAGGGAAUGAAGGCAUUGUGGAUGAGCUGCACGUCUAUAAUACAGCCACCAAUCAGUGGUUUAUUCCAGCUGUCCGGGGUGACAUUCCUCCCGGCUGUGCCGCAUAUGGAUUUGUGUGCGACGGCACCAGACUCCUUGUGUUUGGGGGCAUGGUUGAGUACGGAAAGUACAGCAAUGAUCUUUACGAGCUACAGGCCAGUCGAUGGGAGUGGAAACGUUUGAAGCCCAAAGCCCCCAAGAACGGCCCACCACCAUGUCCUCGCUUGGGCCACAGCUUUUCCCUGGUUGGAAACAAAUGCUACUUAUUUGGUGGACUGGCAAAUGACAGUGAAGAUCCCAAAAACAAUAUCCCCAGAUACCUGAAUGACCUCUACACACUCGAGCUACGCCCGGGAUCUAACGUAGCAGGCUGGGAUAUCCCCAUCACAUACGGUGUGCUUCCCCCUCCACGUGAGAGCCACACUGCCGUUGUCUACACAGAGAAAACAUCCAAAAAGUCACGUCUCGUCAUCUAUGGCGGCAUGAGUGGUUGCCGUCUUGGAGACCUCUGGACUUUAGACAUAGAUACUUUAACCUGGAACAAACCUGCCAUAAGUGGUGCGGCACCUUUGCCCCGCAGUCUCCAUUCUGCCACCACUAUAACCAACAAGAUGUUUGUAUUUGGUGGCUGGGUUCCUCUGGUCAUGGAUGAUGUCAAAGUAGCGACACACGAGAAGGAGUGGAAGUGCACCAACACACUGGCCUGCUUAAAUCUAGACUCUAUGUUAUGGGAAACCAUCUUGAUGGACACACUCGAGGAUAAUAUCCCAAGGGCACGAGCCGGACACUGCGCUGUGGCUAUAAACAAUAGGCUGUACGUGUGGAGUGGAAGAGACGGAUACCGCAAAGCCUGGAACAACCAAGUUUGCUGCAAAGAUUUGUGGUAUUUAGAAACAGAUCGUCCUCAGCCUCCAUCGCGUGUGCAGCUGGUCCGUGCCAACACCAACUCUCUGGAGGUGAGCUGGGGGGCAGUGCCUACCGCUGACACUUACCUGCUGCAGCUGCAGAAAUACGACAUCCCUGCUGCAACAGCUGCCACAUCACCAACAGUCAACCCCACCCCGUCUCUACCCAUCAACUCACCUAAGAGUCCGGCACCCGCCGCUGCCGCUCCUGCAGCGCAGAGCCUGCCCCUCUCUGGGGUCACAAUGGUGCCACAAAUUCCUUCACCCACCACCGCCAUGCCAAGCAGCCCGCUUGCAGCCUCACCUCGUGGACCAGCUAUUCUUAAAGUGGCAGCGCCUCAUUCCACCCCCGGGACAUCAGUCGUUACUGUGCGUCAGGCUACUCCGGGAGGAAAGUCCCCAGUCACGGUUACAUCACUUCCUGCAGGUGUCCGAAUGGUUGUCCCCGCACAGAGCACCCAGGGGACGCCAAUCGGUAGCAGUCCUCAGAUGAGUGGCAUGGCUGCUUUGGCCGCAGCUGCAGCCGCCACACAGAAGAUCCCGCCCUCUUCCACAACCACUGUGCUAAAUGUUCCAGCCGGAGCCAUCGUAAAAACCGUUGCUGUGACUCCUGGAUCCACAUCUCUGCCUGCUACUGUCAAAGUAGCUUCACCUGUAAUGGUUACUAAUCCCGCGACCCGAAUGCUGAAAACAGCUGCAGCUCAGGUCGGCACUUCCGCCAUCUCUACUCCUAACACUCCGACUCGGCCGAUCAUCACUGUGCACAAAUCAGGCACAGUAACCGUAGCCCAGCAGGCUCAGGUUGUCACCACCAUGGUCGGAGGAGUCACCAAAACUAUAACCCUUGUUAAAAGCCCCAUUACAAUGGGUGGCAGCGGUCCUCUGAUCUCCAGCCUUGGAAAGGUGAUGUCUGUUGUCCAGACCAAACCAGUACAAACCUCUGCGGUCACCGGGCAGGCUGGAAGCAGUCCUGUCACUCUCAUACAAACAAAGACUCCUCUGCCUGCUGGUACCAUCCUGAAACUGGUCACGUCUGCUGAUGGCAAGCCCACCACAAUCAUUACAACUACACAGGCAGGAGGGGCUGGCACCAAACCCACUAUCCUGGGCAUCAGCACUGUCUCUCCAACUGCCACCAACAAACCAGGAACCACCAUUAUUAAAACCAUUCCCAUGUCUGCUAUCCAACAAGGUGCAGCAGGUCUGACAAGCAGUGCUGGUGUCAAAUCCCCCAUCACAAUUAUCACCACUAAGGUUGUUACUCCUGGCACUGGUACUCCGGGGAAAAUCAUAACAGCUGUGCCAAAGCUGACAGCAGGUGCGGGACAGCAGGGUGUGACACAGGUGGUCCUGAAGGGGGCUCCCGGACAGCCAGGCACUAUCUUGCGCACUGUGCCUAUGGGUGGAGUGCGUCUGGUUUCACCAGGCAGUGUGUCUGCUGGAAAACCAACUGUUACCACGCUGGUUGUCAAGGGCACCACGGGAGUCACAACUCUGGGUACAGUAACUGGUACUGUAUCGUCUAGCGUGGCUGGGGCCAAUGUGGCAAGUGGUAACGCCAGCCUGGUGACUCCAGUCACCACACUUGCCUCCAUCGCCACAUUGUCCAGUCAGGUGAUCAAUCCCACAGCCAUCACUGUAUCUGCUGCCCAGACCAACCUUGGCACCGCUACGAUACAAUCGGGAGCCCAGCCUACUCAAGUAACCCUGAUCACGACUCCAAGCGGUGCUGAGGCCCAGCCUGCGCAGGAUCUACCCGUCUCCAUCCUGGCCUCUCCCACCUCAGAGCAGCCCUCCACCACCGGUGCUGAUGCUGGCGACGGCUCUGGCGAUGGUGCUACCACCGUGACACUGGUCUGCUCCAACCCUCCGUGUGAGACCCACGAGACAGGAACGACCAACACGGCUACAACGGCUUCUGCCAAAAUGGGCACCGAACAGAUUUGUUCCAACCCUCCCUGUGAGACGCACGUCACAGGCACCACCAACACAGCAACCACCGCCUCUGCAAACAUGGGCAUGGCACAGCAGGUGUGCACCAACCCUCCCUCGGAGACCCAUGACACGGGCACCACCAACACAGCCACCACUGCCAGCUGCAACAUGGGAUCUAAAGAGAUGGGAACUGUGAACAGCAAGACAGCGGCGUCGUCGACAGCUACGUCUUCAGCUUCUGGCUCAGAACCAGCAACGCCUGUCUCAGAGGGCGGUGCUGGUGCGGGCAGCAUGCGGCCGGAGAAUCUCCGCACGGGUACCACCAACACCUCCACUACCGCCCGCUCCAACAUGGGCUCUGACCAAACGGGAACGGUGCAGAGCUCCAACAAGAGCCAAGCUGCGAUCUCUUCUACGCUGAUGCCUGUUUCCUCUAGCCCUCCCAGCGAAACGAAUGAGGCAGAUACUGUGAACACUUCACUUGCGUCUGGUGCCGUCCAGCAGGUCUGCUCAAAUCCUCCUUGUGAGACACACGAGACGGGCACGACCAACACGGCUACGCAGUCAGGCUCCAGUAUGGGCAGUGGGCAAACCAAUGUUGUACAAAGGGUGUGCUCCAAUCCGCCUUGUGAAACUCAUGAAACGGGCACUACCAAUACGCCGACCCAGGCCUCGUCUUCUAUUGGUGCUGGACAGAAUGGCACUGUUCAAAGGGUGUGUUCUAAUCCACCGUGUGAAACACACGAGACGGGCACCACCAACACGCCGACCCAGGCCUCGUCUUCUAUUGGUGCUGGACAGAACGGUGUGGUUCAAAGGGUGUGCUCCAAUCCACCCUGUGAAACCCAUGAAACGGGCACCACCAACACGCCGACUCAGUCCUCAUCUGCUAUUGGUGCUGGACAGAAUGGCACUGUGCAGAUGGUUUGUUCCAAUCCACCCUGUGAAACACAUGAGACGGGAACCACCAACACAGCCACCACAGCAACAAGCAGCUUAGAAACUGGAGAAGGAGCAGCCCAGCAGGCCGGCGAUGGACCGAGUGACAGCGGCACCAGCUCAGAACCCACAUCAUCUACAGAACCAGCCAAUCCCACGACACAAAGCAGAGCCGUCACAACAGUAACACAGGCCACGCCCACUCCAGGACCAUCAGUACCGGAGAUUUCGUCUAUGGCUGGAUCUGCAGUAGUGGCUGAGGUCCCAGGGGAGGCGGAGGCCAUGGAGCAGACCAGCGCUGAGGCCGUAGCAGCGGGAGAAGAGCCCAUGCAGACCGAGUGUCAGGGAGAGCUGGGUGAAGAGGCUGCCGUCAGGGUCGUUGCCAUAGAUGAAAGUGCAGCAGGCGAAGAGGGCACCAUGCUACAGGUUCAUGUCGCAAUGGAAGCGCAGCCAGGUCAAGGGGAUCAGGCUGAGCAGAUGGAGGCUGGCGUGGAGGGCGCGGAAGCGAUGAGUCUCGCUGCUCAAGACUCGGAAGCCCUCGCUCUGCCCCAGGAGCUGAUGUCUGCAGAAGGACAGCAAACCACCCUCAUGGUGACCGGACUGACACCCGAGGAGCUGGCUGUGACGGCGGCGGCUGAGGCUGCAGCGCAGGCUGCGGCUACAGAAGAAGCACAGGCUCUUGCCAUCCAGGCAGUCCUACAGGCAGCUCAGCAGGCUGUGCUCAGUGAGAGCGACGGAGGUCACGAUGGGCAGCAACCCACAACCAUCCCUAUAGUUCUGACCCAGCAGGAGCUUGCUGCUCUGGUUCAGCAACAGCAGCAGCUCCAGGAGGCACAGGCGGCCGCAGCACAGCAGUUAAGCGCUGAAGCAGCCGCAGCUGCGUUGCCAACUGAAGGCUUGGCACCUGCAGACAGCCUCAAUGACCCAGCGUCUGAGAGCAACGGCCAUGAGAUGGCAACUGCUGUUACGGGAGCUGUGGCCCGUCUCCUUCCUCGGACUUCUGCAGAGACUCUAGCCCCAUCAAGUACUUUUGCACCAUCUCAACCGAUGGUGGUCGCCAGUCCUGCCAAGAUCCAAGCGGCCACUGCUUUAGCUGAGGUGGCCAAUGGGAUUGAAUCGGCAGCUGGGAAGCCAGAAGCACCUCCAGCCGUUGUAAAGCCACCAGUGAAGAAAGAGAAUCAGUGGUUUGACGUUGGAAUCGUUAAGGUCACAAACAUGGUUGUCACGCACUAUUAUGUGCCAGCGGAUGAUUCGGCGGUUACCGAUGAUGAUUCUGGCGCAAUACCAGACUACAGCCGAAUGAAGAAGAUAGAGCUUUCUCCAGGCACUGCAUAUAAGUUUCGCGUGGCCGGCAUCAACGCGUGCGGCCGCGGGACGUUCUCCGAGGUCUCUGCUUUUAAGACCUGCUUACCUGGCUUCCCUGGAGCACCGUGCGCCAUCAAAAUCAGCAAGAGCCCUGAUGGUGCCCACCUGACCUGGGAGCCUCCUUCAGUGACGUCAGGGAAGAUCAUUGAGUAUUCAGUGUAUUUGGCUAUCCAGAGCUCACAAACGGUCGAGGCUAAAGCGUCUGCUCCGGCUCAGCUUGCCUUUAUGCGGGUGUACUGUGGGCCCAACCCGUCCUGCCUAGUGCAGUCGUCUAGUCUCUCCAACGCCCACAUUGACUACACAACCAAACCCGCCAUCAUCUUCCGCAUCGCCGCCCGCAACGAGAAGGGCUACGGCCCUGCAACGCAAGUCAGGUGGCUACAAGAAACCAGUAAAGAUGGCUCUGCGGCCAAACCUGCAGCAAAGAGGCCGGUCUCGUCACCUGACAUGAAAGGCGCUGGUCCAAAGAAGGCCAGAUCUGACCAGUGAGAGCUCACCGUGACCCCUGACCCUGCCCUGUUUAUGAGCUGUACCAUACUGAACUCCACCUCCUGCUGAACAGCCUUCCUGCUUCCACGUCUCACCCUAUUCCAUCCUCUGUGACGAAAGGGAAGGAAACUGCAGCCAAAAAUAGGAAAACGUUCAAAAAAAAAGGAAAACCUGUUUCCAUUUUUGAGAAAUGCUCUCCCAUCACUGGACAUGUUGGUGCCAUGGACGCCUUAUUUCCGACUGUAUUUUUUAAGAACCCCAUAAGUGUUCCUCAGAAGCACAUACAUUUGCUUUCCCUGACAAUUUUGUGUAAAGAAGUUCCGACGGCAGCAUUCAGUCUAGUUCUAACUAUUAUCAGAUACUCAUUCUUUGUUUUCCUCCCUUGACAUUCAUUUAUUUUAAGCUUAUUUCAAUACAAGCAAUAGAUAACAGAAAAAUAACUUUGCUCCAUUGUCAGUUUGUUGAUGUUUUCAUUAUUUGGGCAAGUCUGUAUAUUUCAACCGUGUGCUGAGAGGAGACGGAGGAGCGACCGCGGACAGCGAAACGGAGCAGGGGAAAUGCAUCGAAAUCGAAAACAAACAGCACUUGAUGAUGCUUGUGAGGAAAAGACUCGGUUCAUUUGGAGAAUCUGUAAUUAUUCAUUCACUUCGAGUUCAGUAGCCUGUUUUGCAUCACUGUGUGUUCAUACAUUUGCCGUGAGGGACAAUUUGAGGACCGCAACGCUGAAGACUAAAAGGACUUCAAUCCAUGUAGAUGAAAAGCAUACUACUUUUGCAUUGCGUCAACUAGAUCUUGUAUAAAGAGAGAGAGAAAAAAAUCCCAAAAAUAGUAAAUGGUGAUACAGGAGUUCUUUGUGUGUGGUUUAUUUUUGUAUUUUUUUUUUUUUUUUUUAAUAAUAAGAAAAGGUCUUUCCUUAUCGUGUAUUUGUGCAUCAGGGCGCAGUUUUAAACCUCACACUUCUCCUCAACACGAUAACCGCUCAUUCCUGUAGUCUCCAUGCUUGUGUAUUUGACAUGCGGGCCACAGUGUUUCCCGUGUUCAUGAAUGAUUUCACCUUUAUUUUGGGAAUUGUAGUGUAAAAUGUAUGUAUUUGUUCAGAACAACAGCCCACCUUUUUUUUUUUUCCCCCACCCAACCUUUUAUUUUUUGCCAUUUAUAGAAACCGCAGAAAAAGAUGGUUUUAUUUUUAUUCCCUCCUUGUCGUUAGUCUAUAGUUCCUGUACAUUUAUUUUUCUGAAUCUUGCAUUUCUUUUCUACGCUUGGUUUUGUGAGUUGCUAGACACGAAUUGGGAUUCUUCUCAAGCUGUGCAGCGGAAGUUUGAACCAUUUUCAUUCUCUGCUUCGGACUGUUUGGACUUGUGGAAAUGCAGGCCUGUGUAAAUGCUAAACUGGUGGAAAUUAAGGAGAGGUUUUGAUGAGUAUGUCUUUUUUUUGAAUGGAAGUUAGAAACAGUUUGUUUCUGUUUCUAGCGGUUGGGAAACGUUGCAGAUGGAUUGUUGGCUUAGCCAGAGUUUGAACUCAGUUGUAAAUUAGUUCUUUCACGUAGCAAAACGUACAACAAAAAAACUCUUUGCCUUUUUUAUAUAAUUAUCUGUAACAAAAUGUUUUUACAUGUUGUCAUCUAUUGAUUGCUUUUGUGUCUUGACAUAUAAAAGUAAUGGAAUUCUG
Labeo rohita (rohu) is the source of this 7637-nucleotide messenger RNA. RefSeq names its product host cell factor C1b (gene hcfc1b). Bases 168 to 5969 code for a protein of 1933 amino acids. The record is from RefSeq and is a predicted model, not a curated record. Lineage: Eukaryota; Metazoa; Chordata; Actinopteri; Cypriniformes; Cyprinidae. Gene Ontology annotation, molecular function: protein binding; transcription coactivator activity. The transcript is spliced from 28 exons. Gene Ontology annotation, biological process: regulation of DNA-templated transcription; chromatin remodeling. Gene Ontology annotation, cellular component: histone methyltransferase complex.